Oryza brachyantha (malo sina) is the source of this 1231-nucleotide messenger RNA. RefSeq names its product myb-related protein MYBAS2. The transcript is spliced from 3 exons. Gene Ontology annotation, cellular component: nucleus. Gene Ontology annotation, biological process: regulation of DNA-templated transcription. The record is from RefSeq and is a predicted model, not a curated record. The coding region runs from base 415 to 948 and encodes 177 amino acids. NCBI's taxonomy places the organism in Eukaryota, Viridiplantae, Streptophyta, Magnoliopsida, Poales, Poaceae. Gene Ontology annotation, molecular function: sequence-specific DNA binding; DNA-binding transcription factor activity.
GGUUUCCUCUCCCUAGUAGCUAGUUUUCCUCCUCUGCUGAACAGGCUGGAGCUCAUCAAGGAUCACAUUCUGAAGCUGGAGCCAACAAGCACACAGAGGAAGAAGAGCAAGAAGACCGGCUCCCAGCCGAUACAAGGUAGGAGCGAGCAGCGCUAGUGAAGCACCGUCGUCAUAUACUAGGUUAAUCGAUAUGGUGACAGUGAGAGAAGAGACCCGCAAAGGGCCAUGGACAGAGCAGGAGGACCUGCAACUGGUAUGCACUGUCCGAUUGUUCGGUGAACGUCGUUGGGAUUUCAUUGCCAAAGUAUCAGGUUUGAGGGGUGGGGGAUCCAAAAAUUAGGCCUCAACCGCACAGGCAAGAGCUGCCGCCUCCGGUGGGUGAACUACCUCCACCCUGGCCUCAAGCGUGGGCGCAUGUCUCCACAUGAAGAGCGCCUCAUCCUCGAGCUCCAUGCUCGGUGGGGAAAUAGGUGGUCCAGGAUAGCAAGGCGGCUACCAGGACGUACCGACAACGAGAUCAAGAACUACUGGAGGACACAUAUGAGGAAGAAAGCACAGGAGAGGAAGAGUAACAUGUCACCCUCAUCAUCCUCAUCUUCACUGACAUAUCAGUCCUGCCACCCAGAGACCCCAUCAAUGAUCCUCGGAGUCGACGAGCAGGAGCAUCAUGGAGGAAGUGGCUGCAUCACAAGCAUCAUGAAGGGUGCCCCUGCUGACAUGGAUGGUUAUCCCAUGGAUCAGAUAUGGAUGGAAAUUGAGGCACCAAAUGUGCUUGCAGGGCCAUGCUUUGACGAAGGUAAGGAAGACGCAUACAAUAGUGUGUCUGGUCCUCUACUGCCAACUCCUAUGUGGGAUUACUGUUGCCCAGAAACAUGCUUGACGAUGGAUGAUGAGAUCAAAGUGGCCUCGAAAUAUGGUUAUGGUAAAGGGGUGGGUCCAUGUUAUUGAAGCAAUAUAUUGAAUCAGGUUACCAAGUUAAUUAUCCACCUAGCAGAAGUGAAGUGCUUUUGUAGAAGAAUCAUUAGCAUGGAUCUAAAUAUUUACAGCUAUGUAGCGUUGCAGGUGUGCUCAUGUUUCAUGUAUCAGCUAGUGUGCAAGACAGCUUUUGCCACUUGGUCCUUGAUGUAUACAAUGCAAGUGGUCAAGGCACUUUGUAUUCACAAUACAACCAGCUAUCUCCUUAGCUACUUUUCUAUCAAGUUUAAUGUAAUAUGGUUAUUAUAUUUCAACA